AUGUGGCAGAGCGUCGGGCUGACGCUGCUGGUGAUCGUGGCCACCCUGGCCUGUGUGCUCUUGUUCAUGCUGUGCGGUUGGUAUGUGGUGUGGCAACUGUUUUUAUCUAAAUUCAAGUUCCUGAGAGAGUUGAUAGGAGACACAGGAUCCCAGCAGGGGGAUAAUGAGCCUUCAGAGUCUGAAGCUGAACAGGAGACUCCACCCACUCCACAGAGAGGUAGACCGAAAUCAGCACGGCAAAGAAGGGCACCAGCAGAAGAAGCAACUUAA
Molecule: messenger RNA, 270 nt
Organism: Emys orbicularis (European pond turtle)
Lineage: Eukaryota; Metazoa; Chordata; Testudines; Emydidae
Gene: SMIM13
Product: small integral membrane protein 13
Exons: 2
Coding region: 1-270 (89 amino acids)
Source: RefSeq, a predicted model, not a curated record